This is a messenger RNA of Odobenus rosmarus divergens (Pacific walrus), 1682 nucleotides long. RefSeq names its product BPI fold containing family C (gene BPIFC). Bases 1 to 1524 code for a protein of 507 amino acids. The record is from RefSeq and is a predicted model, not a curated record. The transcript is spliced from 15 exons. NCBI's taxonomy places the organism in Eukaryota, Metazoa, Chordata, Mammalia, Carnivora, Odobenidae. Gene Ontology annotation, molecular function: lipid binding.
AUGCGUACAAAGGCAGUCCAAGUCCUCUGGGGAUGUUUCUUCCUGUCGGAUCUCUACAUCUCAUCUGCCCAGACCGUUUACCCUGGAAUCAAGGCCAGGGUUACUCAGCGGGCUCUGGACUAUGGCGUUCUAGCUGGGAGGGAGAUGAUUGAGCAAAUGGUUAAGGAAAAAAAUAUCCCAGACCUAGAAGGUUCUGAAUCUCUGGAAUUUCUGAAGGUUGAUUAUGUGAACUACAAUUUUUCAAACAUAAAAAUCAAUGCCUUUUCAUUUCCAAAUACGUCAUUAGCCUUUGUGCCUGGGGUGGGAAUCAAGGCCCUGACCAACCAUGGCACUGCCAACAUCAGCACCGACUGGGAAAUCAAGUCUCCGCUCUUUGAAGACACAGGUAGAGCUGAUCUGUUUCUCUCUGGAGUCUACUUCACCGGUAUCGUUGUCCUGGCCCGGAAUGACUUUGGUCACCCGAUCCUGAAGCUCCAACGCUGUUACGCCCAAGUGAGCCACGCCCAUGUGUCAUUUUCCGGAGAACUCAGUGUCCUGUACAACUCCUUUGCUGAGCCCAUGGAGAAACCCAUUUUAAAGAACUUAAAUGAAAUGCUCUGUCCCAUUAUCACGAGUGAGGUGGAAGCCCUGAACGCCAAUCUCAGCAUGCUAGAAGUUUUAACCAAGAUUGACAACUAUACUCUGCUGGAUUAUUCCCUAAUCAGUUCUCCAGAAAUCACUGAGAAUUAUAUGGAGCUGAAUUUGAAGGGCGUAUUCUACCCACUGGACAAACUCACAGACCCCCCCUUCUUGCCAGUUCCUUUUGCGCUGCCAGAACGCCAUGACUCUAUGCUCUAUGUUGGAAUCUCCGAGUUUUUCUUUAAAUCUGCAUCCUUUGCUUACUUUACAUCUGGGGCCUUUAACGUCACUCUCUCCAUGAAAGAGAUUUCCAGCCAUUUGGUUCAAAACUCUCAAGGCCUUGGCAACGUGCUCUCCCGGAUUGCAGAGAUCUACAUCUUGUCCCAGCCCUUCAUGGUACGGGUCAUGGCAACAGAGCCCCCCGUGAUCAGCUUGCAGCCGGAUAACUUCACCCUGGACAUCCCUGCCUCCAUGGUGCUCCUCGCCCAGACCGAGAACUCGACCGCUGAAGCCAUCGUGUCCAUGGACUUUGUUGCUAGUACCAGUGUUGGCCUGGUUAUUUUGGGACAAAGACUGGUCUGCUCAUUAUCUCUGAACAGAUUCCGCCUCUCUUUGCCAGAGUCCAAUCGCAGCAAUAUUGAGGUCUUGAGAUUUGAGAAUAUUCUCUCCUCUAUUCUCCACUUUGGAAUCCUCCCACUGGCCAACGCAAAAUUGCAGCAAGGAAUUCCUCUGCCCAACCCACACAAAAUCUCAUUUGUCAAUUCAGAUAUUGAAGUUUUUGAGGGAUUCCUUUUGAUUUCCACCGACCUGAAGUAUGAAACAUCCUUAAAGCAGCAGCUAAGUUUCCAUGGUUGGGAAGGUCUGAACCUCGUAAGUGGACAGUGGAGGGGGAAGCCAGUCGCCUGAUUGCCUGUUUGGAGUCCACUCCAGGAAGUCAAUGGCCUUAAUCCACAGCUACUGUAAACCCAGAAGGGGAAGACAAUGCACACUGGAUUGUAAAGCCCUUGUGAAGUGCUUAGACUGACAGUUUUCUUUCUCAAGCCCUCAGGGUCGGAGGGAGGCAA